UCCCCACUCGUCUUAACCACAGUCUCUGGUCUUAACGAGCAGUCAGGCUAAGUGGGUCCUCAUAGAACGGUGCCGUCUUUGGCAGUGUCGUUAGUGAAAUACAAAAAAAUAACAAAAAAGCGAAGAUGGCUUCUCCAAGGACGAUAACCAUCGUGGCACUUUCCUUCGCUCUUGGUCUUUUUUUCGUGUUUAUGGGCACAAUUAAGCUGACACCAAGACUAAGCAAAGAUGCUUAUAGUGAGAUGAAACGGGCAUACAAGAGCUAUGCCAAGGCCCUCCCAGGUUUGAAGAAACUGGGCAUCAGCUCGGUGCUCCUGCGAAAGAUCAUUGGCACACUGGAGGUGAGCUGUGGCGUGGUGCUGACGCUGGUGCCUGGGAGACCCAAAGAUGUGGCCAACUUCUUGCUGCUGCUGGUCAUGCUGGCGGUGCUGUUCUUCCACCAGCUAGUGGGUGACCCUCUCAAGCGAUACGCUCAUGCCCUGGUUUUCGGUAUCUUGUUGACCUGCCGGCUCCUCAUCGCCAGACAGAGCGAGGAUAGGCCCGAGCGGGAGGAAACUAGGGAGCAGCAGGUCAAUGCCGAGGAAAAGAACAAAGUCAAAGUGUCUUAGUCCUAGUUCCUAAGCUGGGCAGAUCCACACCAAGAGGAAGAUUGGAUGUCUCUCUUUGGAUGAUGGAAAUCCUGGAAAAAAGACAGUCGCCACAAAAGAGAUAGCUGCACGGCCCUGACACCCCUGACUCCCCCACUCAUCCCCUCCUCCCCAGCAGACUGAUUUGUUAAUUUCACCUACCUUUUUUUAAACGUAAGAAGCCUUCCCCUUGACAUUGGACGGUCACGUGUGGCAACUGUUUUGACUUCCAGCUCUUUCAGGAAACAAGGCAAUUUAUGCAGCAGUCAUUUCCCUCUAUUGUUAAAUGUUUUCAUUUUCAAAUAUUUGCAUUUUACAUCUCUAUUUAAACUUUUAAAUUUAAAACUUUGUUACAUUUGCUUUGACGGAUACUACUUUUGUCACCGUUUUUAAUGCUGAGUUUUACCACAUUUAAAUGGACUAUGGGACAUUUUCUGGGGUAGUUUUUCAUAUGAGUAGUUAGUGAUAAUAUGUAUAAUUUCAAUUUCUUAAGCAUAAUAAUUUGGCAUUAUACAUGUGGAUAAGGCUAAUUAAACCAUGCUAAAUUAGCACUACUGUUUUGUAUGUAAUGUCCGUACAUAUGCAUUCAUGUUCCAACUUUUUUUUAUGCUUAAGUGGAUGAUGUAGAAUGGAACUACUGUGUGUAUUUUGGUCUUUUUCUCUUUUUUAUUAGGUCUCUUCAGUUGUUCUUGUUCCUGUUUCUGUGCAUGCAGACUUGUGAUCCUAUCAGAAAUACAAAUCAUUGAAAUGGCCAAAAAUGAUAAUUAGUACUUUUUGGGUUGAUGUGACAUCUGCUUUUUUCACCUUGUGUUAUUUAGCAGACACUCGUAUCCAGAGAUACCUUCCUUGCUGAUUUGCUGUACCCUUCUUGUGUUUUUGCUCUUGUUUUUCAUCAUGAGGAGAAAAAAAAAGUGAAAAGUUUGUAAAGAAGGGAAAUUUUCCACUACUGGUUCAAUGUCCAUCUCAUCCCUUCCAUCAAUUUAUGACAAGCCAUGUAUGAAUAUUCCAUAAUGCUGUCUUUGAUUGAAUUUCUUAAGCUCUCAUUACCCUACUGUUCUUGUGGCAUGACAAAAAAUAACCAAUGUCAAUGUGGGAUACAAGCAAAAUAAUGAAUUGGCAGUCAGUGGUUUCAAGGAUAAGCAGUGCUUUAAGUUACUGGUAUCGUGUAGGAUUAGCUUUUCUUUCUAAACACGGUUUCCCAUCUUGACCAGUGAGUGGAACAGGUGGAAAUAAGACACUGAUCCUCCUUGGUGAAUAAUUGUAGAACAAUGGAUAAGUCCAUAUUCAUACAGUAGCAUGUUUACUGAUCUUUAUCUCAAUAUGAAAGGGAUGGUAAGGGGUACUAGGAUUUGUGCUUUUAUGAUGUCACCUGGAAAGAAAUAACUCAGGUUAAAUGGAAAGAUCUGCAUACUGAGCAUAAAUUAUUGUGAACAAAAUACAAUCAUGUUGAUGGCUUGGAUUACAAAAAAAGCCCUGGUAUGUCACUGUGCUUUGAAUCCUGUAUAAAAAAAUGUGCAAAAUAAAGAUGUUUGGAGGAAAAUUACAAA
This is a messenger RNA of Anguilla rostrata (American eel), 2173 nucleotides long. RefSeq names its product transmembrane protein 35 (gene tmem35). The coding region runs from base 126 to 608 and encodes 160 amino acids. Gene Ontology annotation, cellular component: endoplasmic reticulum. NCBI's taxonomy places the organism in Eukaryota, Metazoa, Chordata, Actinopteri, Anguilliformes, Anguillidae. Gene Ontology annotation, molecular function: acetylcholine receptor regulator activity. The record is from RefSeq and is a predicted model, not a curated record. Gene Ontology annotation, biological process: positive regulation of protein localization to cell surface; chaperone-mediated protein complex assembly. The transcript has 2 exons.